AUGUCAGAGGUCAUCUCUCCCUUCAUUACAGUCGGACAGGACAAUUUCUAUGUCGCCUUCGAUUCGAAAUGCAGUCGUCUGCCGCCCUCCUGUAUGACCAGACUCGCUCUAUUUGACGAAGAGCUGAUACCAGCAUCCGCCAUUGAGUGGAAGGAGUCGAGCUUCACCCCAGCUCAUCUAGCUUCAAUAUCCACGAACUUCAGCACCGCAGAUGAUAUUUGGACCAAAAGUUUCGUCUCCUUGAUUCUCCUGCUACGUCCACCAGGUACGAAAUGCAAUGUCAGAAAGCGGCGGAUCUUUUCUGUCUGGAACUCCGAAGUCGAACUGAGCAAUGGUCCAUACGUUGUUUCAAGAGCGUCAGGUAACGUCUUUCGCGUAUACAAACUGGCAGCAGACUCCCAUCAUGCGUUUGUGACUGGCAUUCUGCGGCAACCGGGCACAACAUCGGCAUGGCGGCGGUUUCCAUUGCCGAAUAUCAUCCCGUUGCCCUCGAAGCUGUAUCGCUGCCACGACGGUAGGCCCCUGGCUGGCUUGAGAUUUGCAGUCAAGGAUUCGAUUGCUAUCAGAGGCCUGAAGACCGGCUUUGGCAACCAGGCCUGGCACGACACCUAUCCUGCAGAGAAAGCUACGGCGCCAGUUGUCAAAAUACUACUCGAAGCUGGCGCCAUCCUAGUCGGAAAGCUCAAGACUACCGAGUUCGCCGAGGGCAUCGAUCCCUGCGAAUGGACUGACGAUGUCUGUCCCUUUAAUCCUAGGGGUGACGGACUACAGAAGCCCUCUUCUUCCAGUACUGGCAGUGCCGCAGCAGCAGCGGCUUACGAGUGGCUGGACUUCACAAUUGGAACAGACACCGGCGGGUCAAUUCGACAUCCGGCUGGUGUAAACGGGGUAUUUGGACAACGACCUUCGCAUGGACUGCUCAGCCUCGAGGGAGUGCUCGGAGCAACAGAUUUGUUUAACACGGUUGGAAUAUUUGCCAGAAAUGUCGAUGUUUUCACUCGUGUCGGCUCUUAUCUCGUUUCCCAAGCCCAGGUCCCAUCGAGAUUUCCAGAAAGUCGCAAGUACAACUUGCUCUGCCCAACCAGACCUGCACAGCCCGAAAAUGGAGGGACACCUCACCAUGGGCACCAAAAGUGGCUUCCUCGUCCUUCGGUCGACGCGAAAUAUUGGUCCCAAGCUGAGAAGCAAAUCGAGACAAUGCUCAGUCGACUCGAAUGUCAUCUUGAUUGUGAGAGGGUAUUCUUUGACAUCGACGAGCUGUGGAGAGCCACACCGCCAAUCGGUCAGCCAAGGUCGCUUGAUCAAGCUGUUGGGCAUGUCUAUUCAACUAUUACGACGGCCUCUGCGGUUGGCGGGGGCAUCGAUCAAUUCUUCGGCAAAUACGAGGCCAACAACAACGGGCAGCCUCCAAAAGUCUCGGACCUGGUUAAUCGCCGUCUCGAUCAUGGGCGCAACGUGUCGACAGAGAAAAUCACUGGCGCUCUGGAGGCGAUGCAGGCGUUCAAACUCUGGGUCGAAACGACGCUUUUUGGUUCCUACGACCAGGAUGCCAUCACUUUAUUGGUAUUCCCGCAAUCCCUUGGUCGCCCAGAUUAUCGUGACAAUGUGCCUGAUCGGGCUGAGCUCUUCAACGAUGCUUUCAGUAUCUAUUCCUUCGGGUAUCUGGUAGGCUGUCCAGACUAUACAGUUCCUGUCGCAGAGGUUCCGUACUUGUCGAAGGUUACCUCUAGGACUGAGUAUCUCCCAGUAUCGAUCAGUCUCGUAGGGCGGCCUGGCUCGGAUCUGGAGCUUUUCAAUGUCGUGCAACAAUUACACAGAUUUGGUGUGAUCUCAGAUGUGGCCACAGGACCGCGACUAUAUCCACAGCACAUGGAUGCUCAGGAAAUGAUGUCGCCUGCACAAAAGGUUCACUCCAUAGGUGCAAUCGCUGAACAUUUCUCGGAGCCAAAUUCUUCAUUCCCUUAA
Molecule: messenger RNA, 1965 nt
Organism: Cladophialophora immunda
Lineage: Eukaryota; Fungi; Ascomycota; Eurotiomycetes; Chaetothyriales; Herpotrichiellaceae
Exons: 3
Coding region: 1-1965 (654 amino acids)
Source: RefSeq, a predicted model, not a curated record